CAGCUUCAACAUGGGGGGCAGUUUUUAAAAAGGUACCACGCCUCCGGUUAGCAAUGGUUGUUUCGGCCUGUUUCACUUUAACCAAGUCAGUUUUAAACUUAAAACAAUAACCUCUGCAUUACCGUGUCAACAGAGAGGCCCCAGCCAUGGAGGAUGACAGUUCAUCCGUGACAGAUCACUCCUCAGAUGUAAGUGCCGAAGCAUUCGACAUUGAGUAUAUCGUAGAACCUGAUAACAGCGAUGACUCUACUAUCUCUGGCUCCGAAGAUGACAAAAAGCCGGACAAAAAGUCUGCCAAAAAGGCUGAGAAAAGGUCUGACAAAAAGCCUGAGAAAAAACAGCCAGACAAAAAGACAGAGAAAAGGCCCAAGACAAGGCAACAAAAGCGCCAUUCUUGCACUCUUUGCAGCAAAGUAUUCGAUAGGCUUUCCAAGCUUAACCGUCACCAAUCUGUACACACAAGGCCAAGGACCUUAAAGACUCUCUAUAACUGUAAGCAUUGCGACAAGACUUUCAAAGAAGAAGAGAAACUGCUACGACACCAGGAUACUCACAACAGGACAAGGGAGCACCCGUGCGCAGACUGCGAUAAAGUGUUUAACAAGCCUUCCAGGCUCGCGCGGCAUCGACGCAUCCAUGAUAGGAAACCAAAGGAACCACACCAGUGUUCCUUCUGUGCCAAGACAUUUGAUAAACUUUACAGACGCAUCCGUCAUGAACGAAUGCACACGGGCGAGAGACCUUUCACCUGUUCCUUUUGUGGGAAGGGAUUCUCCGAAAUGGGUCACUGCAAAGCUCACGAAAAGACUCAUCAGGAUAACCCGGAGAAACCCCACCACUGCCCCGACUGCAGCAUGUCUUUCUUCAAGGCCUCGGAACUCAAUCGGCACCAGCGCUCGCACACUGGAGAGAAGCCAUUUCAGUGCAGCGAAUGUGACAGCUCCUACGCCCGGUCCGAGAGUCUCAAGAGACACAUGAGGAGCCACACCGGGGAGCGGCCCUACGCGUGCAUCACCUGCAGCAAGGGAUUUUACUCGCGCCAGGAUUUGAACAUUCACGUGCUCAUCCACUCGGGAGAAAAGCCCCAUCUUUGCCCCGUGUGCGGUAAAGGCUUCUCGCAACUUGGCAACAUGAAGGAGCAUGAGAAGAACGUGCAUGUCAGGCCCGAGAAGUAUUCUUGUAACGAAUGCGGCGCCACCUUCACUCGUUUCAAGUCGCUCAACCUGCACCAGCGAGUGCACACCGGAGAGAGGCCAUAUCUCUGCUUGCCUUGCGGGCGAAGCUUUUCCUGGAGUCACUGUCUGAGCAGACACCGCAGAACUCACGCUCACAAGCAGAUGUUGAGAGAUGCCACCAAAGACCUACAAGAUUUUGAAGCACUCACUGAGAGUCAGUGCAGUACACGUUUAUUUUCUGCAAGCCCUACCAGUUCAAAUGGAUUGGACAUAGUGACAAACUAAUUUAAAUUCACAGCGAUGGAUGAAAAGUACCACAUGAUUAGACGUUUGUCAUCGUCAGUGGAUUUAUAGGAGUUAAGGAUAUUAUAUUGGACAUUAUGUAGGAUUGCCUCUUCCAAUGUAAAGCCAAACCGGCAUUUGAAACACUAGUUCAGUUUGAAAUGAGUGGACUGUGCCCUUGGUAAUGCAUAAAGUAAAAACAAUCAAGAGUUUGAGUAGAUCCCUUUUCUUUCCUUCAGUCAUACUAGUCGAGGCAUUUUGAACAAUUAUAUGAAAACCAGCUUGGGAAAGUCCAGUUUCUUUUUAAGCACGACUGCCAUUGUGCACAGUACAAGUAGAGCUGGGGUCUCAAACUGAUUCCGCAAAGGGGUGCAGUGGGUGCAGUAUUUCAUUCCAAUGGAUCCAGCACAGACAGUUUAUAGCAACACUUAACAAAUUCUCAACCCUCAUGAAACAUUUUUAAGUUUUGUGGUCAAAUAUCGACUUACAGGGAGUUGAAUGACAGCUCUUUCACUGCCUUACGAGAAUGGUGGUAGGAUCGCUGCCACACGAAAAAAAAUGUGCCUGCUUUAUAGCAUACGACACUUCGCGCUUCCCCAGCUGUUACAAAGACUGAAGUCGAACUCGAAAGCCCGUACUGGUAUCUUGGCAGAAUUUUUAUUUUUUCUGUCGGGAUCUGUAAUUCGUCAGUCGGGGGGUAGGGGUAUACUGUUCAUAUCCCAAGUUAAUGAUGAAUAAUGAAGUUAUGAUAUUGUUUAGCCACAAUUAGAUUCAUUACUUCAUCGCUAUUCUGCCUUCACACAGCCACUGGAAACACAAAUGUAGUUCAGGGCGACCAGGAGAUGAAGACUUAACGACACUUGCACAGGUUCACAUGGGAAAUUAGGUCUGUUUCGUUAGGCGAAACACUACCGCCGUUUUUGUCCACUGGCCUUGCCAAAAUAACCAAAAGUUGUUAAGUGUUGCUUUAACCAAUGAGGUUUCUGCUGAAACAAGCAGCACCUGACUGCAAUCGAUCGGUUUUACUUGUGAGACACCAGAUUGGUGAAAGGCUGUCCUAUUGUUUGGUUGGAAUGAAAACGUGGACACACUGCGGCCAUUUGGAAUUAGUUUGAGACCGCUGAAGUAGAGAUCGACAUUUGACUACAAUUCCAUGUUCAACUUUUAGUUAUUUUUGCAGGGUGUGUUAGACAGAUUGCCUUAUGUGACCAUGACCCUGCAUAUAGUUAUGAAAUUAAUUUUUGAUGGCAUAAAACUAUGGAAAGUGUUUAUAAAACAACCCACCACAUCCAAACAGAACAGAUCAUCCCUUCAUAAGUUAUCUUUAAUGGUUUUUUGUUUGUUUGUUUGUUUUUUUUGUCCGCAGAACCUGGCAAAUACCAAUAUUGCUGCAACUGCUAAUGGGCAUUUGCCCUGUAGGUGUGUAAAGUCAGUGUCAGAUUCUGGCGUCAUAUAUGAAAUAUUUUUUGAACUGCGAUGUUUGUUUUCAACACAGCAAUGCAGAUGAAGUUAGUGUCAAGUAACAGGACGUAACUGAUCUCAGCCACAUUUGCCCUGAGAGACCCUGUAAAGUGGAUUCAGAGAUUUGUUGAAGAUAAUGCUGAAAAUUUGCAAAAAUUGCAAACUAUAUAUGUGACUAUAUAUAUGAAAAACAUUCUUCUCUGGUGUGUCAAAUUUAGGAGGCAUUUUCACUUUACAGGGACUUCUAAGUUAUUUCUGCAUAUUGAAGUUAGUGAAAACCUUACCAAAUGUGUAUAUUGCAUGCUUUACCAUUAACAUGAACCAAUAUCCUGCUGUCAUUGUUACUUGUGAACUGUGUCAAAAUAAAAAAAUGAUCUUUUUUUCCUCCA
Molecule: messenger RNA, 3307 nt
Organism: Corythoichthys intestinalis (scribbled pipefish)
Lineage: Eukaryota; Metazoa; Chordata; Actinopteri; Syngnathiformes; Syngnathidae
Product: zinc finger protein OZF-like
Exons: 3
Coding region: 147-1460 (437 amino acids)
Source: RefSeq, a predicted model, not a curated record